GUGUAUCCCUCGCAGAGAGGGCUGCAGCAAAAGCUGCUUCUCGCCAAGGCCUCACAGAAGGCACAUGCCCAUGAUGUGGAGAAAUUUGAUCCACCAGGUCGCAGUUGGUUGCGGCAGCACUUCCAUCUGAGACAGGAGUUUUAGAAGGAUAGCGCUAGGACCUGGUACUGGAGUACCUCGAGUAUGAAGGUCACCUCACCGCUGGGUGCCGCCAAGUGCUCUCUGCAGCUGCAAUGUGUGAUCCCCACUUCAAGACCUUGACUUGGGAUCCUUCUUGCGCUACCCUGGACAGCAAAAAGAAGCGGAAUAUGGAAUUCCUCACUGAAUGCUACACCUUGUACCGCCAAGUCUUUGACCAGCCUGAUAGAAAGGUCUUUCCAGAGAUACCUGUGCCAACCAAGAGACAGAAGAAAGACAUCGCUGACAGCAAGAACCUUUUCAACCGCUUCCAAGUUCAGACUUCUUCAGGCUUUGCCUCUGACUCUAACCUGAUUGCUGUGCCCACCGUAAGCGAUGUGGGGGUGGAAAAGGCAUGGGCAAGCUUCAAAGUCGAAUUGAAGACGAAAGUCUAUUCCUAUUGGUUUGUGUGGAGCCCACCUAUCAUGAUGCGCUCCGUUGGUGGCAGGAGACGGGCCGAGUCCAGUUUCCCUUGGUGCUUCCAUGUGCCAGAUACUUUUUGAGUGUCUUCGCAGCACAAGCUUCAGCGGAACGCAUCUUCAGUGCGUCCAGAGACACAAACUUGCAGCCGGCAAUCUGGAAGGUGACAUGCUGGGCAGACUGGUGGCAGCGCAUGUGAAUCUGCCAAGUGUGCAUGACUAUCGAGCAAAGCGAGCUGCUCUCCAUCCUCGCACCCCAAAGUCCGAGC
Durusdinium trenchii is the source of this 865-nucleotide messenger RNA. Lineage: Eukaryota; Dinophyceae; Suessiales; Symbiodiniaceae. The record is from the annotation of a GenBank genome assembly.